GCAUGCACGCACAUACAUAUGCAUGAUUACCAUCUGAGAGGAGAAUUAGGACCACAGUUACUGAGCUGAACACAGGCUCUGCUAUGUGCAGACACUUCAGCCACCAUGAAGACAGCAGGCACGUUGAUGCUGUUUGCUCUAGCCCUUUACUGCUUCCCAGAUACCGUUGCUCUGAAGGCAGAGUACUACUGCAGUGACUACGUCAUACCCAGCCUUUUCUGCACUCUGGAACACAUCCCACAUUGCGGGUCUGACGGCAUAACAUAUGGCAAUAAAUGUUUAUUCUGCAAUGCAUUUCUGAAAAAACGUCGUACUCUUGCCUUGCUUUAUCUUCGAGAGUGUUAACUCUUCAAAGGGCUUCAGCUCAGAAGGAAGAACCUUCCCUUGCAAAGUUUCCUACGGCAGAUGCUGCCCCAAGAUCCAUCCUGAACCUUGAAAGCUCCUGAUGAAUCCUGAAAUCUCUGCUAAAUAAAAAAAACCACCAUUCAUAUCCUAUGUUAAUAGGAUAGUUCAUGCUGUUUUUUUUCUCAGCUAUCGUGUGAUUAUAUCACAGCAACAAUCCUGGUGUGCAGGUAGUAAUAGUGAAUUAAGGAAGAGAAAAUACAUUGUUCUGAUUUACAAAGAAAUCAACUCCAUCUACAAAGGCAAUGGGGUGCACUUGAGGGCAUCUUAUUUCAUCCAGGUUUCUAAAAUAAAACCAGUAGUAGAAAUGUAACCUGGUGCAAUGCUCCUAUUGAUUUGUUUCAUUAAGAGUAUCCUGGACAGACGUCCCCUUAACCAAGGAGGAAUUGUCCGCCUCACUGACUGCUACUGUUAAAUACCUGCUGCCUCACCCCUUUAUUACUAUUUGUACAUUAUGCAUAUUCUGGCAGCCUGUAGAGGCCCCAAGCAAACCUGAACAUACACAUAAUUAGAGACAAACCCAGGCCAAAGAUUUUUACAGCUGGGAGUGUUUUGUGGCUGCUCUACAGAAAGCAACUGAGGCACAAACUGGCUCUCAGGCACUGGGAGCUGCUCACCUCUAUUUCAGUUUCUUGGCUUAACCAGACUUUCUCAUGCAGGCAAGAGAAGCGUGUCAGUUCAGAUCACAGCUGAAUCUUUUCCCCUUGAAAGCUGGGUAGGAAGCACACCUUCCAGUGGAAAAAACCCUUUAGCAUUCUACUCUGCCUCCCAAAGCAAGAGGACAGCAUUUUUUCUCUAUGCAGGCAGAUACCUGGCUGCCCACAUGCACAUUUGCAAUGUGCAUCAGUGCAGGGUACUGCAGAAAACCAGUGGGCAGUCAGACUUAAUAGACGAGAUGUCUGGAAGCGCGCUAGCAACAGUUUCCACAGACCUUUCCUGCACCUCGCCCACCACUUUGCUGCUGCUUGCAGGUAAUUGCGCUGUCGCUUGUAGAGGAUCCUCUAAGAUUCUUCGACCUCUGGAAAUCUUGUCUGAUGAAAGGAAGGGCUCAGAGUCAUCACGUUAAUUUAUUAUUCGUUAACAGUUAGUGAAGUGCUGGCAGUGCGGCAUGUAGUGCAUGCAGCAGUCUCACAGUCAAAUAGUUAAUGAUUUUAAGUGACAAUAUGUCACUUUCCAGAGACUAGAGAGAGUACCUCUCUAAAGAGAGACAAUUUAUUUCCAAAAGACAUGACUGUGUGUAAUCACUUAGUGCCAAGUCCCUUCCUGGAGCUGUAAUGUCCCUCCUGUGAGAGGCAGGUCUGUGUGCUGGAAGGCGUUUCAGUGGCAUAUGCAAUUUCUUGGGGUCAAGACAAAGUGAGGCUCUGGGAUGCAGUGCUGGGGAUGUGCAGCUCAUGGGCUCCAUGUUCGUUCUUGUCCCCCUCCACUGCAGGAGGGGGACAAGAGAACACCAGCCACAUCACAUAUUUUCUUUCUUAGGGAGGACAGAGAGAACAAGGAGGGCUCCAGAGGAGCCAUGCUGCCUUGGGGAAGAAGUGGAGCUCCUUGUCGCCCUCAAGAUCCCAGGGAUCUUCACAGUGCAGCUUCCAAGGGCCGUUUCUGCUGAACAGGAAAAUCUGUGAAGCAAUUCAGGGGAAACUGUGAGUAGAAAUUAAUGGAGCUGAAUCUGCCUCCCUGAUGCAGAGCUCAGUUACCCAGCAAUACUGGAGAGGUAACUGAGGGCAAAGCGUGAUCCUGGCAGGAUCACUGUGAUGCUUCUGUGCCAGGUGGCCAGCUCUUCGGGUCAGAGAGGAAGACAAUAUUCUUUUAGGAACACCUUGUUGGAAAUUAUUUUUUGAUGCUGCUCAAUAAAAUCCUGCCACAACAACACAAAAUCUUCUCACUAAUCUAACUCUCCCUCCAGGAAAUUCAAGGCAGGAAACAUUGCCUGCCUGCUGAGGUAUUUUAUGAUACAACUCUUUAAGCAGUACCUCAGCACCUUAUGUCAUUAUCUGUUGUUUAUGAAUUUAGGAAAUGCCACUCAAUUAGCCCACAAACUGAUUAGCACAUUACAUGUGGUUAUUUUGUUCUACUCUAUUUUAUAUCAAUGCUUCUGUUUUAGUAUACUUCUGUUUUAGUUCUACUUGUUGCUGGCCAAAAUAUAACUCAGGCCAGCCUAGAUCUUUCUGUUAAUACAGUUGUUCUCUGAGACUUCAUUCAGGAUAAACAGUUUGUCACUACAUUCAUCCUCAAUGCAGAGAAAAAUAAAAUGAUGUUUUAAAGGAAAAUUACUUGGAGACGUCAUUUCUGGGGGAUGGUCAUGUCAGAGCUACUGCAGUGAGACAGA
Messenger RNA from Dromaius novaehollandiae (emu), 2725 nucleotides. Its product is annotated as ovomucoid-like. The transcript has 4 exons. Lineage: Eukaryota; Metazoa; Chordata; Aves; Casuariiformes; Dromaiidae. Gene Ontology annotation, molecular function: protein binding. Bases 106 to 345 code for a protein of 79 amino acids. The record is from RefSeq and is a predicted model, not a curated record.